AUGCCUGGAGAACGAGAGGAUGAGAUUUGUCGAAAGGCGCUGGAGCUGCUGUCCGAGCUGUGUUCCAAGGGAGAAGUCCAGGAUGACCACUGCCUGGACUUCAUCUACUACUUCCGGGACUUGGCCAGACCCCGCUACACGGACUCAGAUGUAUCUGUGAGCCUUCUGUCUCUGCUGGUGACUUCUUGUGGUCUGGCCCUCUUCAGUGUGUCCCUCUUCGUCACCUGGAAGUUAUGCUGGGUGCCACUGAGCGGACGCUACCUCCCAGACAUUCUGAAAGGGGCGCAUUUCCUGGGAGGCGACCAGCAGCCCGUCCUCACAGAAGUGGAUGGAGAUGAGCGGGAGUACAGUGAGGAUGGGUGUGUGAAGGACCCUUGUGGGCCUCCGUUGGCCACAGCCGUCCCAGAAUCAGGCUUGAAGAUCAGCCACACGUCACCUGAUAUUCCUCUGGAGGCUCAGAGCAAAGUGGAGAGGAACCAGGUCCACACCAUUGCCAGGGACAGAGUGCAGAGGCAGAUCACGGAGCCCACCUCCUCUGUGCGUCACAACUCUAUCCGGCGUCAGAUGAACUUGUCCAAUCCGGAUUUUAACCCAUCUCAGUUCCAGCGGCAGGAUUCUCUGUCUGGACUGGGUCGGAUCAAACCGGAGCUUUACAAGCAGCGGUCGGUAGAGGGGGACGACAUCCGACGGACUAACAGCUGUGGACGCAUUUACUUCAUCCUGAAGUUUGACUUUGAUCUGGAACAGCUCAUUGUAAAGAUCCACAAGGCUCAGGACCUCCCUGCCAAAGACUUCUCAGGGACGUCUGACCCAUAUGUAAAGAUCUACUUACUGCCAGACCGCAAAAACAAGCACCAGACUAAGGUUCACCGCAAAACCCUGAACCCUGUGUUUGAUGAGGUCUUCCUUUUCCCCGUGGCCUACGCAGAGCUGUCCAGCCGCAAACUCCACUUCAGUGUCUAUGACUUCGAUCGCUUCUCACGCCACGAUGUGAUUGGACAAGUGGUGGUCGACAACUUCCUGGAUCUUGCAGAUUUCCCCAGGGAGACAAAACUGUGUCGGGAAAUACAGUAUGUCACUUCGGACAAUGUGGAUCUGGGGGAGCUGAUGUUCUCCCUGUGUUACCUCCCCACGGCGGGCAGACUCACCAUCACCAUCAUCAAAGCCAGGAAUCUCAAAGCCAUGGACAUCACCGGAGCUUCAGAUCCGUAUGUGAAGGUGUCCCUGAUGUGCGAGGGCAGGCGGCUGAAAAAAAGAAAAACUUCCACGAAACGUAACACUCUGAACCCCAUCUACAACGAAGCCAUUGUGUUCGACGUCCCGCCUGAGAACAUAGACCAGAUCAGUCUGCUCAUCGCUGUCAUGGACUAUGACCGGGUGGGCCAUAACGAGGUGAUCGGGGUGUGCAGAGUGGGCAGUGAGGCUGAGACUCUGGGCCGAAACCACUGGAACGAAAUGCUCUCGUAUCCACGGAAGCCCGUCGCACACUGGCACCCACUCAUAGAGUGGGUGGGACAAGGAACGACAGAGAAGGGAAGCCAAGGCGGGUCCACCAACUCCCUUAAGGUGCCCCCCUCUCCGUAA
Knipowitschia caucasica is the source of this 1584-nucleotide messenger RNA. The record is from the annotation of a GenBank genome assembly. Lineage: Eukaryota; Metazoa; Chordata; Actinopteri; Gobiiformes; Gobiidae.